CAAUCGCUACUUUUGCUCUUCACCUGACCACUCAGUACUCAUUACUCAAGCUCGAAUUGCAAACUCAACAGACAUACGUUUUGAAAGAAAAUGCAGAAACAAACCAACAGCUAUGGUCAACUAUUGCCUGAUCAGAUAGAUCGUAUCUCCAGUCUUUUUGAUGCCCACCUUGGUCUAUUAGCCGAUGCACGCGAACUGUACCGCGAGAGAGCAGCGUUAGAACGCGAUUAUGCAACAAAGUUGAAGCAGUUAGCGAAGAAAGCAAGCGAAAAGAAGAACAAGAAUGAACUAUUACUAGUCCUUGGAGACAAACCCGACAAGGCCUACACGGAAAGUGUGAUACAACAGAACACCCUGAAUCAUGCAUAUUCUGAGAUCUUAUCAUCGAUGUCAAGCUCUGCUCAGGACCAUAUCAACCUAGCGGAGGCAUGGUCUCAAAUUACGGAAUCUCUGAAGGCUGUUGAGCGCCGCAAUGAUGACUACAAGAAAAAGCAAAUGCAGUUCUUUUCCACGAUUCUAGCUGGACGCGAUAAGAUCUAUGCUGAACGCAUCAAGAGCAAGCAAAAAUAUGACGCCGAUUGCGCCGAAGUUGAAAUUCAUCGUCAAAAGCAGUCUGUUCACGAUCGACACGCGGAGCGCUCAGCGAGACAAUAUGAUCUGCAGAGGCUCGACAUGCUCAAUAGCAAGAAUGUCUAUAUUAUUUCAACUGCAACCGCCAACAACGUGAAGACGAAGUUUUAUACCGAGGACCUGCCACGUCUUGAAGAUUCUUUCCAAGAAUUACAGACUCGUUUAGUGAUGGAUUUCGUUGGUGUCAUGAGAGAGGCCCAGAAUAUCCAAUUGUCACACCAAAAUAUCUUGAAGGACCGUCUUACAGCCGUUAUCGCCGCUUUGAUUGAAGUCCAACCCGAUAAGGAUCAGGCGCUUUUCGCAGAUUACAAUAUCCAUCCGUUCAGCCUACCCAACGACUGGGUAUUUGAACCAUGUUCAAACCACUACGAUACGGGAGAUAUUUGUAUUGAUUCAGGUCCCAAGGUGCUCUUACAAAAUAAGCUCGCGCGCUCGCGAGCUAAAUUGAGAGAACUGGACCAUGUGCUUGGAAAAAAACGGACUGACGCCGAGAAAUAUCAUGUCAUGCUUACAGCUUGCGCCACUAAUAACACCCCUGGAGACAUGGAUGAUGCCAUGAAUAGCUACCUUGACACUGCCCACGAGGUCACUGCCCUCUCGACCUCAGCAUGUGUCCUCAACUCGGAAAUCAACAUGAUCGCGGAAGUCCUGGGGGGCGACGAGGGAGGUUCGAGCCCACACGUUUUCAAGAGCUCGGCCUUUUCGAUACCUACGACAUGCGGAUACUGUAAGGUAUCGAUCUGGGGUCUAAGUAAGCAGGGAAAGACCUGUAAAAGUUGUGGCUUAUCUGUGCAUUCUAAAUGCGAGUUAAAUGUACCUGCGGAGUGCAGUAAUGUUCACGGCAAUUACAAAGCCUCGGAAAUUCUGCAGUCUCCCUCUUCUGCCAUGUCUAUAUCGGAGAGUAGAUCAUCAGUAUCCACCAGCUCCAGAAAAACUCCAAUACCAUCAUCUUCUUCUGUGCCACACAAUACAUCACUUCAUGUGGAAGAAACGCAUCGAUUGGCUCGUGCUAUCUUCGACUUCGCGGCGUCCUCGUCCUUCGAAUUGAAUGUGACAGAGGGUACUGUGGUGCGUGUAGUGGAGGAAGACGAUGGUUCCGGAUGGGUAAAGGUGGCUGACUCCAAUGGUGAGAAAGGGUUGGUCCCUGCGACCUAUUUGGAAGAUGCAGGCGGAUGGCCAUUGGAAAAAUCUGAACCCUCUCAACGAGAUUCUCAGCAAGCGUCAGGCAUAUACGUACGGGCUCUCUACGACUAUCGAGCUCAAGAAUCAGGAGAGCUGACGAUAAAUGAGGGGGACCUCGUUGAGCUGUCCUCUGGAACAAACGGAGGUCAAAACUAUGCAGACGGUUGGUGGGAAGGUAUCCAGAUGGUCUCACCUUCAUUUCAAUGCCGCCUGACUGAUUAUAAUUUUAGGGUUUUCCAGAGACGGGAAGAAGGGGAUAUUUCCCAGUAAUUAUGUGAAUUUAGCUUGAUUAUUUUG
Molecule: messenger RNA, 2109 nt
Organism: Suillus discolor
Lineage: Eukaryota; Fungi; Basidiomycota; Agaricomycetes; Boletales; Suillaceae
Exons: 21
Coding region: 91-2082 (663 amino acids)
Biological process (GO): regulation of actin filament polymerization
Molecular function (GO): protein binding
Source: RefSeq, a predicted model, not a curated record